Branchiostoma belcheri (Belcher's lancelet) is the source of this 1428-nucleotide messenger RNA. RefSeq names its product prokineticin receptor 2-like. Gene Ontology annotation, cellular component: membrane. The transcript is spliced from 2 exons. The coding region runs from base 1 to 1395 and encodes 464 amino acids. Gene Ontology annotation, biological process: neuropeptide signaling pathway. The record is from RefSeq and is a predicted model, not a curated record. Gene Ontology annotation, molecular function: neuropeptide receptor activity. NCBI's taxonomy places the organism in Eukaryota, Metazoa, Chordata, Leptocardii, Amphioxiformes, Branchiostomatidae.
AUGGCCAACGAAACCAUGCAUCUUUUCGGCGACGACUUCAACAUCUCAUCGGAAGACCUCCUGUCCAAACAAUUGCUGGACGAUUUGUACGACGACAUCCCUAGCUUCAUCCCCGGCGACGAGGGCCUACCGGAGACGAACACCACCACCUGCGGGAGGGACUACUGCCAAGAGCCCGAGGAGCUUCUCGACGCCUCCCUGCACUUUCGGGUAGCGCUGGGCAUCGUGUACAUCAUCAUCCUCCUGGUCUGCGGAGUGGGCAAUCUCGUGCUGCUCAUGAUCCUCAGCAAGUAUCGCCAGGCAAGGACAAAGACCAACAUGCUGAUUGCCAACCUGGCGGCAUCUGACUUCAUCGUGGCCGUGCUGUGCAUACCGUUUGAUCUGGACUACUACGUGUUCAAAGAGAAGGCCUGGACGUUCGGCGCUACCUGGUGCAAACUGGUCAACUACAUCCGGAUGGUGUCCCUCUACGUGUCCACCAAUGCCCUUCUGGUCAUCGGGGCGGAGAGAUACUACUGCAUCUUCUUCCCGCAACGGCGGCGCAUCGGGAAGAAAGGCGCCGUCUUCAUGUCACUCCUGGUGUGGGCUAUCUCCGUGCUCAUCGCCGUGCCGUCAGCGAUGUACUCAGGUACCUUUCCCUACCACAACCGCAAGAAGGAAAUGUGUGGACAGUUCUGGACCGUCGACUUGGAGAAGCAUACCAAAGGCUACUUCGUCUCGGUCAUCACUCUCCAGUUCAUCCUGCCGGUCAUAGCGCUGUCCUACUGCUACCUGGCCAUCGUGUGGAAGGUCUACACCAGGGAGAGACCUGGAGUCAUGACGGAGAUGCAGCGGAACAACCUCAACAAGUCCAAGAAGAAGACCCUCAAGCUGGUCUUCAUGCUGUUCAUGUUUAUCGCCUGCUGGUCGCCUUACUACAUCUACACCUACAUCCGAGACUUUCACGGCCACAUCCUGGCCAACAGUCACCUCAACACCAACCUGUUCUACGCCGUGGAAGCUGCCGCCAUGGGGAACAGUGUCAUCAACACGUUCUUCAACAUCAUCCUCAACAAGAACCUGCUCAACUUCGUCCGCCCGCUGUUCCGCAUGAUCAGCGAGAAGUACCUCCGAGCGGUGCUCUCCACGAGCUCGUCGGACAACAACGUCAACUCCAGCCUGCGGGGAGACCACCCCAUCCACCGGGCGAGGGGGGACAGGGUGGUGACCCGCCUGGCGAGUAGAGAGAGCCACCCGAGAAGAUUGAACUCUACCCGGCAGCUGCCUGUGGGACGGGGGCGGCCGGGGCAGCAGCCUGACCUGAUCGUGGGACUGGAACUGUUGAAGCAGAGCAGCUCAAGCUACGGUCAUCACCGGAACGGGAAGAACUGCCUGUUCAUGGAAACUUCGGUGUGAAUCCUUUUCCGACCAAUCCUCAAGCCCCACACA